UCCUCUGAUAGCUUCUAAGGUUGGAAACCAUCACCAUCUCGCUUUGCGGUUCAAGAAAGCCUGUCGCCGGACUCCUCUGUACCUACCACUUAGAUAUCCAUACACUAUAUGCGGAGAGGAUGUGCGGUGACCAUACCCGACAGUCCUGUGGCGGCGCCCUUGCCGUACUCAGUCCUCCACUAAGGAGCACCCGCUUUAUGCCACCAGACAUGACCGGUCGGCUCACUUUCCAUGACUGUGGAAAAGGAAGUUCAGUCGCUACUCACGUCACGUUUACGCCGGACGAGAAUGGUACAAGCAACAGCGUCGUCGGGUUAGACUCCUGCGUUGUAGCCAUUCACCAGACGGGUGAUUUAACCAAGUCCGCCAUUAUCAGUCCAUUCCUAUACAAGUUCAGCAUGACACAAGGCCUCCCGACACAACAAGAUGAUCGACAAGAAGGUUCGAUAGAAGUGCCUCUUAGCCAUCCGAUGAAGAUCGAGGUCGGUGGUGAUGGAAUUAUAGGUCGAAGGGUCACUUUGUGGUCUCAACACGCCGCGGAUCCCAUCGCCGAAGGGAUUAUAGGAUACAAUUGAGUCGGCCGACAUGAAGGAAAUACAUAAUAAUGACCAACUCCGGAAAUACGAGCAUCUGUAUUCAUCCAUUAUCAGCAGGACUGGGAUCAUGUUUUUGAGAAGAGGACAAGCGGGCGUUCAGGCUGUGUCAAAUUUGGUCAUGGAGGCGCGGAUCGGCUCGUAUCGCAUAUUCGAGCCUCCCUGGAGCCCUACCAUUCCUAUGUCUCUAACAGGGACGGAUUAAUGUAUUGCAUACCCCAUACAGAAAUGGGAUCUUACAGAGUUGAAUUCUUACACAUACAUUCCUAUUACGCUUCUUGGGACGAUAACAUAGGUGUCGUGAUUUUAGGAUUUAUGGGGAAGCAAUGUCAGGAAUUAUUGUAGGUAAGCAAGUCAUCAGCUGCGGGUGACAUUCAAUGCGAAUCAUUCAUCUAAAUGGGUGUAAUAGGUAAAUCAUACCGUCAAGAAUUUGGGAAAUCGGAGUUUAUGGAGGAUCUUGCGCCAGUAAUCAAAAUAUUGGUUGCCCGAGUCGUCGAUCACCAUGUGUAUCUGACUCAGUCAGUCAGUCAGCUCCGACAGCUCUAGGUUCUGCUAUUGAUUAAUAAGAACGCGACGUCGAUAUU
Molecule: messenger RNA, 1177 nt
Organism: Annulohypoxylon maeteangense
Lineage: Eukaryota; Fungi; Ascomycota; Sordariomycetes; Xylariales; Hypoxylaceae
Exons: 2
Coding region: 120-575 (151 amino acids)
Source: RefSeq, a predicted model, not a curated record